Messenger RNA from Vidua macroura (Pin-tailed whydah), 8548 nucleotides. It is a transcript of the gene CEP250, whose product is annotated as centrosomal protein 250. The transcript is spliced from 31 exons. Gene Ontology annotation, biological process: cilium assembly. Bases 1 to 7221 code for a protein of 2406 amino acids. The record is from RefSeq and is a predicted model, not a curated record. NCBI's taxonomy places the organism in Eukaryota, Metazoa, Chordata, Aves, Passeriformes, Viduidae.
AUGGCGGGCAGCGCCGGCUAUGGGGAGCUCAGCCCGGGCUCGCUGCGGCGGCGGCUGCGGAGCGCGGAGGAGGCGCAGCAGCGCCAGGCGGGGCUGGUGCGGCAGCUGCAGAACGAGGUACUGCAGUACCAGACCUGGUGUCAAGAGUUGGAGCAGCAAGUGAAAGCCGGAGGGGGAUCCCUUCCAGGCAGAUGGGAAACCACAGCAGACCACAGCCUGGAGAAAGCACUGCUUCAGGUGGAAGAGGAGCAGCAAAGGUGUGAGAAUCUGGCAGAAGUGAACACUCUUCUGCGGGAGCACCUCGAUAAAGCCAGUGAGGUUAAUUCUGCCCUCAAAGAAGAUAUUGGAAAACUGACGGUGGAUUGGAUGAGGGCCCGGGAAGAGCUGGAGUUGAAGGAGAGUGAAUGGCGCAGUGAGCGUGAGCUUUAUGACAGCUACUUAAGAGGGGAACAUAACCGUCUGCUCAGCCUGUGGCGGCAGGUGGUGACCUUCCGCCGCCAUUUCCUGGAAAUGAAGACUGCCACGGACCGAGAUUUGUCAGAGCUGAAGGCAGAACAAAUGAGGCUUUCUGGAUCUAUUAUUGUGAGCUGCUCUCGCCUGAACUCCUGUGUGCAGCUCAGGGAGUCCAUCCCUCUGGGUAAACCUGUCCUCAAGGAUCAGGCAGAGCAGCAAGUGAAACCAGCUCAGGAAGUGGUAGCCUUACAAGUCAGGUGUGACAUGGAGAAGAAAGAGCUUCAGGACAGGGUGAUGGAGCUCUCAGCCUUGCUUGUACAGUCUCAGAAGCAGAACGAGGAGAAGGAGAAGACCAUGAAAACACUUAACGACACAGUGGAGAUUCUAGAAUCAAGUUGGAUAGAGAAAGAAUUUGCAGCUUCAUUGACUAACAGUGCCAAAGAAGAGAUUCUUUUCCUUCAAAAGCUCAUUAAAAAUAUCACUGAGAUGGUGUUAGACAACAGUGACAGCAUGGUCAGCAUUAUCUGCACUGGCAGUUCCCAGCAUGCAGACUCUGGGGACAUCGUCUCAGCUCCAAGAUCUGUUGAUACAGGGCAUGCCUUUGGAUUGGUUCUGGAAGCACUGGCAAGGAUGCGAGGGGCAACACGGGCCCUGAGAGAAGAGCUUUCUGCUAGGCAGGACUCAAACAAAUUCCUGCUGCAGCAGCAGAGAUAUCAGGAAGAGAAGUGCAGGGAGGUGCAGCAAAGGCUUGAGCAACUGGAGGAGAAAUGCAAGAAGUCCAGCAGCCACCAACAGCACCUUCAAUCUUUAGUAGAAACACUCAGAAGUGACUGUACAAACCUCGAGAAAACUAGGGAAGAACUACAAGAACAGCUUGGAUUAAGGGAGCGAGAAGCCUCAUGUCUGCAUCAGAGUAACGCUGAGCUGCAGAUGAAGGAAGAGUCAGCCCAGGCAGAAAAGGCAGAGCAGCAGGACAGGAUGGAGAGAGCACGCCGUGAGCAGGAGCUCCUAGUGAAGGACUUGGCUGCACUUGAGGAAAAACACUCAUUACUGCAGAGCGAGUUGGUAGUCAAGAAACAGACAGUGGAGAAAUUGCAGCUUCAGAAGGAUCUGCUGGAGCAAGAGAAGGAUGAAUUUGCCAUGGCUCUGGAGAAGGCAGAGCGGUCAGUGGCAGAGCUGACAGGGGCUCAGAACAAGCUGAAUGCUGAAAGAGCCGAUCUACAGGCUGCAGCAGCAAAGAUGAGCAGCAUCAAUGAAGCUCUUGCAUUGGACAAAGUGCAGCUGAACAAAUAUGUGUGGCAGCUGGAGCAAGAGAAGGAAGUUUUGUCUGCUAAAGUGGAUGAGAUGGAGAGAGCAAAGAUCUGUGAGCAGGAGAAGCUGAACUUCUGUGAAAGAGCAAACAAAGAGCUCUGUGCAGAGAAAGCCCGGCUAGAGCAGCUGCUGAAGGAAGCAGAGGAGCAACGGGAGGAGCUGUGGCUGGAACUUAGGACACUGGGAGAAGAGAAAGCAGAAACCCAGGAGAAAUUCCGUCAGGUUUCCCAGGAGCAAGAGUCGUUGAGCAGGGCUCUGGAGCAGCUGCGCCAGGAAUCCUCUGGCCAAGGGCAUGAAAUGGCUCAGGUGUGCAGAGAGAAGGAGCUGCUGGGCCGGGAGAAGGCUGCCCUUGAGGGCCGACUGGCAGCCACAGAGCGCCACCAACAUGACCUUUCCAAGCAGCUGGCAGAGACCAGGUCAGCAAAGGAGAGCCUGGAAUCCAGGCUGUUUGCUGCUCAGCAGCAGAUAUCUCAACUGGAGGUGACCAGGAACCAUCUGGAAGCUCAAGUGUUCACAGUCACACAGGCCAAGGAGGUGAUAGAAGGAGAAGUGAAGUGCCUGCAACAUGAGCUGGAAGCAGAGAGAGCUCUCAGGAGGCAGGAACAGGAAGACACAGUUCAACAGCUCCUGCAGGCAGAGCAGCAGCAUCACGAAAGCCUCAGGCUUCAGGGAACUGCUCAGCAACUGGAAAUAAAGAAGCUCCUGCAAGACCUGGCAAGUGAGUGCAAAGGGCACCGUGCAGAGAUGCAGGAGACGCUGGAGCAAUGGGAAAAAGAGAAGGCAGAGAGAGAGCAGGAGCACAAGAAGGUGGUGUUUGAGAUGAGGCAGGAAGUUGCCACCCUGCUGGCCCAACAAGAAGAGGAACGAACUAGAUUUGAAAAUGCCAAGCGAGAGGUGCUGCUGGAAGAGCAGAAGGAGAAGAGUGCUUUAUCAGAGGCACUGCUCCAAACUCAGGGAGAGCUCAGCCGAGCCCACCAGCAGGUCCAGCAGCUCAGGCAGGAGGUGAAAGAGCAGCAAGAAAAGGGGCAGACCAUCAAGGCAAAUCUGCAAGCUGAGCUGCAGGAAGCUCGCAGUGAAGUCCAGGCAGCGCAGAGGAGGCACAAGGAAGAGCUACAAGGCCUCAAAGAAGAAAUGAAUCUGCUCCUUGAGCAGAGGGAGGCUCUACAAAAGCAGGUGGGAGAGUUGACAUCUCAGCUGGCAGCCUGCCGAGAGUCCCAGGAAAUUACUGUCCAGAGAGCCCAGCAAGAUGUGAGGGAGGCCCAGGAAGAGUCCAGGCAGAAGCUGCUGGAGGUUGAGCAUGUCCAGAAGAUGCUGGAGGAGGCAGAAAAUCAGAACAAGGAGCUGCAAGUGCAUCUGCAGAAGUUGGAGAGGGAAAGGAAUCAAUGGGAAGAAGUGGCACAGCAAAAUUCAGAAUUGCAGGCUACCGUGAAUGCCCUAGAGAAGGAAAAAGCCAGGCUGACUCUGUCUCUGGAAGAAAAGGAUCUGAGUCUCAGAACCCUGGAAGAAAACAACCUGGCCCAGAUCAAUCAGGUGUCACAGCUUCGUUCUGCCCUUACCCAGGCUGAGGAGCUCCACUCAGAGCAUAGAAGAGAAAUGCAGGAGCUCAACACCCAGAUCUGGGCCCUGCAGGACACAGUGCUGCAGAUGGAGGCUUCCCAGGCAACUCGAGAGAAGCAGCUGCUGCAGGAACUGCAGGAGUCUCGAGCAGGAGAAUGUGCUUUGAGGGACUCUGUGGACGUGCUGGAGGCUGAGGUGUCUGAGCUGCGUGUGAGGCUCCAGAGCUCUGAGAACAGAGCAGAGGCCUUGGCCACACAGUGUCAACAGGCCAGUGGUGCCCACCAGGAAACACAAUCCCAGCUGGACAAACUGCUCUUGGUUCUCCACCACAUGAUCAGGGACAGCAGAGACUUGGUCACUUGGAGCUCAGAAGAGGGUCAUGUCCUGGGCCUAACUGCUUCUCAGGCCGGAGAUGUCCCUGCAGAGCUCACAGUGGACAGAGUGGCAGCAGCUCUGCAAGACCUGCAGCAGCACCUGGAACAUUCCCAGAAAGAUCUGAAUGAUGCAAGGAAGAAGAUACAGGCCUUGGAGCUGGAGCUGGGCACAGGGCAGGAUCAGAUGGACAAUCUCAGAGCCAGCAAUCAGGAGCUGCAGAUACAGUUGGAUGAAAGUCGGGCAGCAAUGUUGAGGGCAGAGCACCAGAAGACUUCUCUAGAAACUGCCUUGAAGGAAGAAGCCAUUGCCCUGCAGGAAGAGGCUGUGACUCUUCGUCAGGAGGGGGCAUCUCUGCAGAGGAAAUUGGAGAGCCUGCAGAAGGAAAGGAAGGAUGUGCUGCAUGAACGGGACAGGCUGUACGCAGAUAAAGAAAAACUAGAGUACGAGAUAAAACUUCUGGAGGAAUCAGUCGCAGCCUCUGAAACCCGAGCAAAUACAGCAAUAGACAAGAAUCACUCCCUUGAACAAGAACUCCAAACCGCCCUGUCCAUAUUAAAAAUUAAAAAUGAGGAAGUGCAAAACCAGGGGAAGAAAAUGGAGAUUCUUCAGAAAGAGGCAGCAGAGACCAAUGCUUUGCAGGAGCAUCUCACUCGUGUGACUGCCAUCCUGUCAGAGAGGGAGGAAGAAAUGAAGUUGUACCAAGAGCAGAUUAGAAUGUUGGAAAAGCAGAAAGAAAUGCAUAAAACUACUCUUAAUCAGGUUAUUAAGGACAUAACAGAGAAAGAACAGAAGGUGGAAUCCCAACAGGAACAGAUACAGGAGCUGGAAAAGCAGCAAGAAAAGCAAAGGAUUGUUUUAAGCAAAAUGAGCCAAGAGCUGGAAGAGAAAGACCAAGAGAUCAGAUCCCAGCAAGAACUAAUAAGGGAGCUAGAAAAGCAGUUAGAAUUGCAGAACUCUGCUGUCAGCAGGGUGAGCAAAGAGCUGGAGGAGAGACACCUGGAGAUCAAAUUCCAGGAGGAGAAAAUAAUGAUUCUAGAACAGCAUGGUGCAGUACAAGUCAGAAAUCUGCUUGUGGAUCUUGAUGAUAUGAAAGGAAACCUGAAGGAGAAAAGGUUGGAGCUUCUUUCUCUGACUCAGCAGAUUCAAGAACUGGAAAAGGAGAGAGAAGAUGUGAAAUCUCUAAAUGCUAGUCUUGAACACCUCAGGACUGUUCUUAAGGACAGAGAGAGUGAGUGUGACACUCAAAGGGAAGAGUUAAGGCUCUUGCAGCAGCACAAGGAACAGCAAGACAGGCAUCUGCAAGAGCUUCUUGGUAAAGUAGAAAUCAUGACACUUUCUUUAGAUAAAAAAAAUCAAGAGCUUGAGUCACAACAAAAGCAAAUGCAGGAAGUUGAAGAAGUCAUGGAGAUGCAGUUAAAGACUGUCCGUGACCAACUGGAGCAGACCUUAGCAACCUUAAAAGAAAAAGACAGACUUAUGGACAUCCAAAAGCAACAAACAAGGAGCUAUGAGGAAAAAAAAGAGGAACAGAUUAAUGUCUUGCACAGAGACUUAGAAUACUCUAGGACAAUAUUGAAAGAAAAGGAUUUAAUGAUUGAAUCUCAGAAGGAACUGAUUGAGACCUUCCAAAAACAAAAGCAAGACUCUGAACAGCAGAAGCAAAUUCUGCAGUGUCUUCAAGUGGAACUAAAGGAAAAAGAGCAGGAAAUUUUGUCCCUUAGAAAGCAAUGUGAGGCAUGCAAGGAAAAGGAGGAAAAGCAUGAAGCUGAGCAAAGAAAUUUCCAUGCAACAACACUGACUCUGAAAGAAAAAGAAGACAAGAUUUGUGUUCUGGAGGAUGCCAUCACAAAACUUCAACAGCAGAAGGAAGAGACAGCGGUGCAGACUAAAGCCAUACUGCAAAAACUAGAAUACACUGAAUCUUCCCUCGAAGCUAGAGAUCAAGAGAUUGUGUCUUUGCAAGAGUAUGUCCAGGACCUUCGAGAGCAGAAGGAGGUGGCAGGCAAGCAGGCCAAAAGUCUAGAGCAGGAUCUAGACAAAGCAAGCCAGAUAUUGAAGAAGAACAAUUUUGAGUUCCUCAAGCAGACAGAGCAAAUGAACACGUUCCAGCUUCGUGAAGAAAGCAUGAAAGUAGCACUAACAUCAUGCCAGAAGCAAGUGACUCUACUUGAGGAAGUGGUGAGGAAGAAAGAUGAGGACAAUGAUGCUCUUAUGCAAAAACUCCAGCAUGUAGAAGAAGAACUGAAGACUUUGCAGAAUCUCCAGCUUAGGCUAACUGAGAAGAAUGAAGAGGUUAGACAUAAUGGAGAGCAAGAGCUCCUGAAAGAAGCCUUCCCUGAGAGAGAAGGAGAGAUCAAGGCUCAAAGUGAGCAAAAGCAGUUAGAAGUGGAAAUAAGAGCUCUUCGGGAAGAUCUCCAGCAUGUUCAGCAGACUCUGAUAAAGAAGGAUAAAGAGAUCAAGUACCAGACAGACAGAGUCAAGUAUUUAAAAAAUACUCUGAUAGAGAGAGAACAAGAGCUUAGGAGGCAGAGUGAACUCCUGAAAGAAUUAACAUUGGCUUUACAAUGGAAAGAUGAAGGGGAAACCCUAAAGAAACAAAUCCAAAAACUCCAAAAAUGGGAGGAAGAAGUAGACAAGAGAAAAAUUCUCCAGGAGAGAGACCAUCUCUUGCAAAGGCAGAAGGAAAUUACCCAACAGUUGGAAGCUGAGAGGGAAGCCAAUGGCGAAGAGUUGGAAUGUGUGGCUGCUGUUUUGAAGCAGAGAGAAAGCAGAGAACAUGAAUGGAGAGAGAAUGCUCAAGUCCUGAGUGCUGCACUGAGCAAGAGUGACAUGGCCAAUGGGAAUCUGAAGAAAGAAAUAACCAUCCUGCAGAGAAUGAUUUCAGAGAGAGACACAGACCGAUUUCAUCAACAGCAGGCUGUUGCUGAAGGGGAGCAGCUGUCACGGCUGUCAGAGAAGAGACUCAUGUUGCAGAGCCUGGAAUGUCUGCAGCAAGCAGUUGCAAAGCUGGAAGCUGAAAAGAUGGAGCUCAAGCAACAAAACACUGAACUCAGGAGGACUCUCGAGCAGGUGGAACACGAACGGAGGAGACUGAAGAGAUGUUUUAGGGGUCGGUUACUCCCAGAUGCCUCUGAAUUUCCUCUCUCUGAGUCUGAGCAGUGCAAGUUGGCUGCUUCUAGACAGGAGGAGUCUCAUGCUCACUGCACUCAGCGCUUAGCUGAAUUACAGAACCAGGUGUCCCUGCUGCAGUCACAGCUGGCCCAAGACCGACAGCACCGGCAGAACUACAUUGAGAGCUGUGCAAGGACCAGCCAGGAGCUGUCAGACCUUCACGAGGAGCUGUCCUGCUCCUUUGCAGCUGUGCUCAAGGAGCCCAAAGCUGCUGUUCUGGAAGAAGAGACUCGGAAGUUGGAUCGGUCUCUGAACCUUAACUCGGCACUGACAUCCCUGGGCCAUCAGUCUCUGGAGAGACAGCCAGAGCAUCCAAGAGCCAGACCUGCCAGAAGCAAUGAUGACCUGAGGUAACAGCAUCUCUGGUCUCCAUUUGAAUGGAACGAUUUCUCCUAAGACAAAGAGCUCAUGGAUGUGAAAAAUGGGAUCAACUCCUUGGGGCAGGACUACUCCCUGCCUUAAACAUCUGUUGGUUUCACAUUCGGCUGGUGUCAAACCUCACCUUAUGUUGAGGAUUAGGAUCUAUGAAACAUUAUUUCAUGAAGUAGAUGAUUUCUGGGACCAAAAUGUGAAUAUGUGAGAACAACAACACAGGUAAGGAGAGAGAAUGAUGUAUGGAGAAUGAAGCCCAAACAAAAAAUGAAUAAUCCUUGAACAGUAAAACUUAUGAGUGACAUCUGUCCAAGGGCAGCUACUUAAAAGAAAAGGACACAAAGAGUGCGCUACAAACAAUUAAAGUAACAUAACAGUUUGUGGUGUUUGCAUUUGCAAGCAUCUUCUAGGGAUGGGCAUUUUAAUUUUUUUUAAUAAAAUGUUUUUCAGAAGAAAAUUAUACUCAUUUUCACUGGCACAGUGAGGCUACUGCAAGCUCUUACACAAUUUCCCUUCUUGAGGGCAGGGGUGUUCCCUGCAACAAGUAAUGGGAAUUUGAGGUGUGAUCAAACAAAGGGGUGAAGAGUGCACAGCAGGGAUCAAAAUUCAGUGAGAAAUGGGGCUGCCCUUCCCUUCUCCCUUCUCUUCCCUUUUUUCCUCCAAAGGAUUGGUGGCUUUGCCCCAACAGCCAGCCCGAGGGACAGCUCAGCUGCUCUCCACAGGCUGUCAGUGCCCAGCUCCAGCCCUGCCACAGCCCGAGGCCACGGACACGUGGGGAGGGUGUCCUGGGCAGGGGGACCUGCUGUCCACCAGCGGCUGAAUCCCCUCCUUCCCGUGCUGCCCACGCUGCUGGGAAUGCAGCCCAGGACAUGGGUACUUUCAGGGCCAAUGCAGGGAGAGGUGUCCUCUGACUCUUACCCUUUCAGUCUUAUCUUAUUCUCUUAGCUUAACUGUCAGCCCAGCAACUCUGUAUCUAUAGGGUCUCUAGGUCAUCUACAGGGUCCCUGAGGAGCUGGCCAGGCUCAAACACAGGUGAAGGAAGCCAGAACCCUCUCCUUGGUCCCCUCAUACAGCUGCUUUCCUGCCCUAAACUCUUUUCUAGUUCCCCCAGGAUGUGACAGAUUGCAGGGAGGAAGAGUGGAGCAGGAUGUGGCUGGGGCAACGUCUCACCUCUCACCACCAAGUCCAGGUGUUGCUGACAGCAGACCAUUCUAUCGAAGCAUUGAAGGUGUAGCACUGGCAGCUGUAGCGGCCACUGUCACCUUCCUGCACGAGGGAGAGGUUGUAGUCACCUCGUUCCCUGGGGAGU